GGAUAACCAUCUCAAUUGUUAUCAUAAAUAUUAUCAAGCCUUGUUUUGUGCAAGUUUAUUAAAAAAUACUAGAUACGGAAAACAAAAUAGAAUUAGGCGUUGUAAACAAAAAAAUUUAUUCAAAUCAUUAGAAAUCAUUUUUGGCGAGUGAUAGUAGUGUGUCAAAAAAAUAAUAAUUUAGGAAUUAAUGAAAGACUUUUGUGCAGUUAUUACAAAUUAGUGGAUAAUUUUAAAAGUGAAAUGGUCCGAAGAAAAAUAUCAAAACCACGCGAAAUUAUAUCUGGUAAAUAUUUGGAUGAAGAGUAUCAUACACCAUCAUCUUCAACAAAUAUAUGCGGUGACCUUGAUUUUGAAAAACAGGACAAUAUGGCGAUACAUGCGUUAAAUGAACAACAUAAUUAUGAACAACGUGUUGAAAAUACUUACAACAAUCAACAUUAUUGUUUAAGAUGGAAUAAUUAUCAAACAAAUAUGACAUCUGUAUUUCAUCAACUGUUACAAAAUGAGGCAUUUGUUGAUGUUACAUUAGCAUGUAAUGACCUCUCAUUAAAAGCACAUAAGGUGGUUUUAUCCGCAUGUUCAACAUAUUUUCAAAAAUUAUUGUUAGAAAAUCCUUGUAAACAUCCCACAAUUAUAAUGCCACAAGAUGUAUGCUACACAGAUUUAAAAUUCAUCAUAGAAUUUGUAUAUAGAGGUGAAAUUGAUGUUUCACAAGAAGAAUUACAGUCAUUACUGAAAACGGCAGAUCAAUUAAAAAUAAAAGGUUUAUGUGAAAUACCAGGAACAACAGAUCAUACAAUUAUUCCCACUUCCAUAAACAAUAACACAAUAAUCAACGAUAAAUACAAUCAAGAAACAUCAUUACAUCAUUCACAACAACAGAACCAUCGAAUUGAAUUGUCACCAGUUCCAAUUGUAUCCCGACGUGCAUAUUCAAAAUUACGACGGAUAACAACAUCAACAAAUAAGCGUUUACAUACAAAAUAUCGUUUACUUUCACCAAAACGUAGUUUAAAAGAUAUCACCCAUAUUACAGGAGAUUCACCAGAGAAUUGUAAAAUAGAUCUAAACACUACACAAGGUGAAACAAACAGUGAACAACGUUUUUGUGAUCAAUCUGUAGAUGAGGAUGAUAAAGAACAUAAAAUGCCCGCAGUGCUGAUGGUCAAUGACGAAAAAGUGACGAACGGGGAAGGUUUUGGAGGUACUUUAGACGAGGAAAGUCUUCCAAUAAAACGUGAAACACUGGAUCGUAUAACAGACAAUAACGGCGAUCAUUGUGAUCGCGAUAAUUUGUGGUCACCGGCCGCUAGUAGCGAUAGUGGUGGUAGUAAUCAACCAUUAAAUAUGACCGGUCAUGGACUAUUAACUUCACAAACAUUAUUUCCUGGUCACGUUGAAUUACCUCCAGAACCUCCAGCACCCUCUGCGACACCAGUGCCAUGUCCACCUCAGGAAUUAAUACAUAAUUCUCAUACAGUUAAUUUAACACAUUGUUCGCCAACAACUCACCAUGAUUUAAGUGACACAAAUAUGUCGGUACAAGAUGUCGGUGGUAUGCAUUGCGGAAGUAUGUCCGGUUACGGUGAAGAUGUUAAAGUGAAAUUCGAAACAUUACGAUCGGUAGAUUCAGCUGGUGAUAUCGAUGCAUGUAGUCGUAUGUCACAAGAAAGCAGUGAUUCGAUGCGACAGCACCAGUCGAGUAUGAUGAUUACACCUCAGUUACUAGGUCUGUUGCCGGGAUCAUCAGAUUUGAGCAUGUCUGAAUCAUCUUCACGAAUUAAAACUAAUGGUCACAAUAACUCCCACGCGUUUAAUAUAAUGCCUUUACAAAAUCAUUCACAAUCGCAUGGUAUAAAUAAUGGUAUGAAUACAAGUUCGGGUUCUACUUCUUCCUCGGUGGUAGGGUCUGGCGGUAAUCAUCCUGGUGGUGUUGGUGGUGGGCCCAAAACAUGGAGUCAAGAGGAUAUGGAACUUGCGUUAGAUGCCUUACGAAAUCAUAACAUGAGUUUAACAAAGGCAUCAGCGACUUACGGCAUUCCAUCAACUACGUUAUGGCAACGUGCUCAUCGUUUAGGUAUUGAUACACCAAAAAAAGAAGGUCCUACAAAAUCAUGGACAGAAGAUAGUUUAAAUUCAGCGUUAGAAGCGUUAAGAACUGGUACAAUAUCAGCAAAUAAAGCCAGUAAAGCUUAUGGUAUUCCAAGCAGUACAUUGUAUAAAAUUGCAAGACGUGAAGGUAUACGUUUAGCUGCUCCAUUUAAUGCAGCACCUACAACAUGGUCACCGGAUGAUUUAGAACGUGCGUUAGAAUCAAUACGUUCUGGACAAACUUCAGUACAAAGGGCUUCCACAGAAUUUGGUAUACCGACCGGUACAUUGUAUGGACGUUGUAAAAGAGAAGGUAUUGAAUUGUCACGAUCAAAUCCGACUCCUUGGUCAGAAGAUGCGAUGGGAGAGGCGCUAGAAGCAGUCAGAGUGGGUCAAAUGUCGAUAAAUCAAGCUGCUAUACAUUACAACCUACCUUAUUCUUCCCUAUAUGGUCGAUUCAAACGUGGAAAAUAUGAUAAUGAUAGUCCACAGAUGAAUAGUGGUAUGCCACAAUCAUUGUUAGAUUCAAAUAGCCAUGAGAAUACAAAUUCAAUGCAUGCAACUGACCAUCAACAUCAACUAAUGCAACAAUAUGCUACUGUUUCUCAACAAAUGAACGCAAAUCAACAUUCAAUGGUGCCAGAAAAUCAACAGCAACAACAACAAAACCAACAGCAACACACGCAACACCCACAACACCCACAUUCCCCGCAACCACAGCAUCAGCCGCCCCCACAACAUCAGCAUCCUCAACAAAAUCAGCCACAAUUUGUUCCACAUGGUAGCAUAAGCUGAGAAAACGAAUCAUACGCGCCACAACAUUAUAAUAAUGUUCAUUUUACUCACUAGAAAAGGUAAUUUGAGAUUAUGCUCUUUAGCGCGUAUGUGAAAUUAACUCAUUAACAGAGAAAAAAGAACGGAAGGAAACAAAAUAUUGUUGUCAUUGUGUAAAAAACUAUUUUUAAAUUGGACCAAAUUUUAUAUCCUAGAUUAUUGCAAAAUCUUUCAUUUGGUGUUUUUUUAUUUCAAUUUAAGCCAACCGCAAGUGCUUAUAACUUAGAAAAUGCUAAAUUGAGAAUCCUAGCCGAACCUAAGGCUCGUUUGUAGUACUGAGACUGUAGUUUUAAUAUUCGGUAUAAUUUCAUAGAAUUGAUUUUCAGAAUAUGGAAAAAAAUAAAUAAAAAUGAUGAACAAUAAACUCGUUUCUCGUUAGCUUAUAAUGGCUUUGGAAUUCUAAGCUAAAAAUCUUUCUGCUACUUGUUAUUUGUGAGAAUUUAUAGUAUCAUGAAAAAAUAAAUCGUGUAGCAUGUCACUUUCCAAACGAAAAGAAAGAAAACAAUAUAUUCGUCUUGUAGUUUUUCGCAAUCUCUUUUUAAUUUACAACCUAACCUACAGUGGCAAGAGCUAAAUUUGAUGUGGGCAAUGUAUAUUUUACGAGACCCUCUACUGGAACACGACCACGAAUUUCAUAGAAAAAAUUAUAGGCAAAUAAACGAAAGUGAUGGGAAAGAUAUAGGACAUUCCCAGUUCUGACAACCAGAGAUUCUCUGCGACGGUAAAGCAACGCUAGCAAAUGUUGCUAGACUUAAUAAAAACAAUUUACUGAAUGUAGGUUUAUUUAGUUUUGGGCUCAUAUAUACAUCAUUUUAGAAACUAUACUUAAACACAAAUUUUGCCAAACUCUUGUUUUGCAGUAGCAGUGGUGAAAUUCAUUCUUUAUUGAAUCAGACUAGAAUUACAAUAGAGUAGACAGUUCAAUGUACUUCCUUGUCUAUGAAUUGAAAGUGGAAUUAAACACAAACAUCACAGAUUAAUAUAAAAUUUAUCGUGUACUAUAAUGGUGAAUAGAUUUUUUCGUCACAUUCUUCAAGGCGAGGUCAAUGCCUAAACAGUAGACUGUAUUUACCUUGAAAAAUUAUCCGAUAAACGAAAAUUUCUAUCGAAGUAGUUCGUCAACCAGCGUCGCGUCGGAAUUAAUUUUCUAAUAAUAGAGAGGUUUCAGUUGAAAAUUUAUUUUUCGGAAGUGGUUGUACAAAAAGCACUUUUUUAUAAUUGACGCAUACCACUCGUACAUUCACAUUGGACAAUCUACGUGGACGUUUGUUUUAAAUUUUAUAAAAAAACUUACAAGAACGCAGUCUCUUGAUUGCAGAAGAUAUUGAUUUAAACAAAGUUCUGUAAGUUCUGAUAAUUUUUGCAGGAUUAUUACUAUCAAGUUGGGAAUAAACCUCAAAUGCCUUAAAAUUUUAAUACCACCAACGAUUUUGACCUUGUCUAAUGAAUAUAACAUUUGGUUCAAUAUUAUAUUGUUAUUUUAUUUUUAUUUAAAACGAAUACAAAGUCUUUAAAA
Molecule: messenger RNA, 4441 nt
Organism: Chrysoperla carnea
Lineage: Eukaryota; Metazoa; Arthropoda; Insecta; Neuroptera; Chrysopidae
Product: broad-complex core protein-like
Exons: 10
Coding region: 241-2886 (881 amino acids)
Biological process (GO): regulation of transcription by RNA polymerase II
Cellular component (GO): nucleus
Molecular function (GO): DNA binding; protein binding
Source: RefSeq, a predicted model, not a curated record